AUGUGCAGUGCUGUCUGCUCUCAACAUCCCUUGAGUUUCCCGGAAAAGAAGAGAAGAGCUUCAAACAAACCCAUACUCAUAACCGCAGCAUAUCCCCAAGAGUUAACACUACCUCGUUUCAGAGAUAUUCAUCAGCCAUCGCUACAAAGUCCGGAUUCAUGGCGAAUCCAGAAGAGAAGAGAAUGCCAGAUGACCCGAAAAGAAGAAUAUAAGAUUACAAGCAGAGUUACUCUUAUCCUAGAAAAAGAUGCAAGUGUGAGCAAAUUAAGCAAUGGGUCCCUCUAUUCACAACACCUUCCAUAA
This is a messenger RNA of Sclerotinia sclerotiorum 1980 UF-70, 303 nucleotides long. RefSeq lists its product with no specific name. The transcript has a single exon. NCBI's taxonomy places the organism in Eukaryota, Fungi, Ascomycota, Leotiomycetes, Helotiales, Sclerotiniaceae. The coding region runs from base 1 to 303 and encodes 100 amino acids. The record is from RefSeq and is a predicted model, not a curated record.